AUGUUUGGCCCUGCAAAGGGUGGCCAUUUUGGAGUCCACCCGGCGGCUGGUAGCCCCGGCGGCGUUUGCCAACCCGCUGCCGGGACCAAAGCUGGCCCCACGGGUGUCUGGCCUGCGGGCAGCCGGACCGACACGAUGUGGCGGCUCCGCUGCAAGGCCAAGGACGGCACCCAUGUUUUGCAGGGGUUGUCCAGCCGGACCCGAGUGCGGGAACUCCAGGGCCAAAUUGCCGCCAUCACCGGCAUCGCCCCCGGCUGUCAGCGAAUCCUCGUAGGAUACCCGCCCGAAUGCCUGGAUCUCAGCAACGAGGAUACCAUUCUUGGGGAUUUGCCCAUCCAGUCAGGCGACAUGCUGAUCGUUGAAGAAGACCAAACCAGGCCCAAAACUUCACCUGCAUUUACAAAACAUGGUGCUCCUAGUUAUGUCAGGGAAACUUUGCCCGUGCUUAGCAGAACUGUGGUCCCGGCAGACAACUCUUGCCUCUUUACCAGUGUAUACUAUGUUGUAGAAGGAGGAGUCUUGAAUCCAGCUUGCGCCCCAGAGAUGAGACGCCUCAUAGCACAAAUUGUAGCAAGUGAUCCAGACUUCUAUAGUGAGGCAAUACUGGGAAAAACAAAUCAAGAGUACUGUGACUGGAUCAAAAGGGAUGACACUUGGGGAGGAGCUAUCGAGAUAUCAAUUUUGUCCAAAUUUUACCAGUGCGAAAUCUGUGUGGUGGAUACACAGACAGUAAGAAUUGAUCGUUUUGGAGAAGAUGCAGGAUAUACCAAAAGGGUCCUGCUUAUUUACGAUGGCAUCCACUAUGACCCGCUUCAGCGUGUCUUCCCUGACCCAGACACCCCGCCUCUGACCAUUUUCUCCUCUAACGAUGAUAUUGUUCUUGUACAAGCACUGGAAUUAGCAGACGAAGCUAGAAGAAAGAGACAGUUCACUGACGUAAACCGCUUCACCCUGAGAUGCAUGGUGUGUCAGAAGGGAUUAGUCGGACAAGCAGAAGCAAGGGACCACGCCAAGGAGACAGGCCAUACCAACUUUGGAGAAGUGUGAUCUAUGCAUGAUGAGGACUGCCGCCUACUACCUCACAGAUCCAGAAGGCUCUGGGUUUUCCAAUAAGCUAUUCGUACCCCUAAAGAACAAAGGAACACAGUGUUCGAACCAUCUUUUUUAACUUAAAACCACUAAGACCCUGAAAUUCCUUGUCAAGAUUAAAAAUGAGUGUGCAAGUUUACAGAUGUGUGUCUCCAGUGGUGAUACAUGCCCUUUUUCUGCUGGGGUGACAGACCAGGUGGUCCUUGCCACUUACUGACACUCACUGGAAGAUUGAGUCCUAGUAUUAUAAGCUAGCACCCAGCAGCUUUAACUUGUAGAAGAAAACAACUGCGUAUGUUGGGUAAUGCGGAAGGCCUCACAUGAGGCCACUGGACAUCGACCACAGUGUCUCCAUAAUUGAGUCCUUUUAAAAACUCUGGAGUAAUAAUUUUCUAAAUUGUGCAUCGAUUCCUCAAAUGAAGAUACACAGAGUUGUCAAAACUGAUUUUAUAUUGCAAUUUGGUAGACUUUAUAAAUGUGUACUUAACCAGUUAUAAGUACAUUACAAGCAAUUUUUACAGGGAUGAGUCUGUUCCUUGAGAAUGUUACCUAAGGAACUGGUAGUACCCAAUUUAGGAUUUCUAGUGUAU
Molecule: messenger RNA, 1679 nt
Organism: Puma concolor (puma)
Lineage: Eukaryota; Metazoa; Chordata; Mammalia; Carnivora; Felidae
Gene: YOD1
Product: YOD1 deubiquitinase
Biological process (GO): ERAD pathway; protein deubiquitination; endoplasmic reticulum unfolded protein response
Cellular component (GO): nucleus; cytosol; cytoplasm
Molecular function (GO): cysteine-type deubiquitinase activity
Source: RefSeq, a predicted model, not a curated record